CGCGAAACUCACUUUAGUCCAAAUGGGGUUGUCGUUCCCACCCCAUGCUCGCGUUUUAAUUAUCCUACGUCUUCUUCUUCCCCUCCCACCUUCUUCCCUCUCUUCUCCUUCCUUUUUUGCCACCACUCUUUCUCUGUUCUCCUGUUUCGGAUACAUCCCAGGGCUCUUCAACGGUUAGGAGGGCUCUGUGCUGUCCCGUCUCCCCCUCUCCCCCUCUCCCCAGGAUGGUCGAUGUCCCCGCGAUCCGUUGCGGUCUUAUCAAGACUGUGCGAUCAGUGCGCGCCGUUAUCCGUUCACUUGGAGGCGGACGAGAAUCGCAGGACGCCUUCUCACAGAAAGCUCUGCUCUUGCUGUGCGACAUCCUUGAUGUUCUGUACCAAAUCCGGGAACAAUUAAGCUGGUCAAACGAGAAAUGGGUCUCUGGACAGUUACGGCUUAACGCCCUGGACGAGCUUAUUUCCACAUUCGACUCGACCAUUGACGGUAUCGAUGUGAUCUUUCAAAGCGGAGGCGUGGGCAGCCGCCCUUACAAGAAAGCCCUUCUUGAGCGGACAUUCCUUGCUCGGCUGGAACUCUAUAAAUCUGCCUUUGUCGUUGCGAUGCAGCCCGAGACUCAAGAGAAGGCAUUUGUGGAGCAUCAGUUGAAGAGUAGGAUUCGCACGAGUCUCAGUCUGUCGUACAGCCCCAGAAUGAACUCCCAACCUGAGGAGGAUUUCCACGCGGUCACAAGCGCGUCGACUUCGAAGAGCUUCAUGACUCUCGGAGCUAUGUGCAAUGAGCGCCAGAAAGGGACGUGUCAGUGGAUCUUCAACGAGGAGAAGUACAAGUUGUGGCUAUUUGGCUGCCUUCGGACGCUGUACUGUAUUGCACCAGCUGGCACCGGCAAGACCUUUUUGGCGUGAGUAGUGAGCUGAAUAUGUCCUGUUCUAGAGGCUAACUCUAUGUACUGGCCCAGCUCGUAUAUCGCCGACGAUCUGCCUCCAAUACGACCGCCUCGCUGUACCGAUCAGAGUGCUUUGCGAACGGGAAGGCUUCCGCAAAAAGGUAUC
Aspergillus candidus is the source of this 1049-nucleotide messenger RNA. Its product is annotated as NACHT and Ankyrin domain protein. The record is from RefSeq and is a predicted model, not a curated record. Bases 225 to 902 code for a protein of 225 amino acids. The transcript has 5 exons. Lineage: Eukaryota; Fungi; Ascomycota; Eurotiomycetes; Eurotiales; Aspergillaceae.